This is a messenger RNA of Eruca vesicaria subsp. sativa (arugula), 522 nucleotides long. Lineage: Eukaryota; Viridiplantae; Streptophyta; Magnoliopsida; Brassicales; Brassicaceae. The record is from the annotation of a GenBank genome assembly.
AUGCAUUGUAAAAACUGUGCAAAAAGAGUCAGAGAUGUAGUUCUCAACUUGAAUGGAGUUCGUCAAUGUGAUGUGAAUCUGGAUACUCAAAAGGUCAUAGUCAUUGGUGAUUUUAAUUUUGAAGAGGUUUUGGAUAUUGUUAGGAGAAAACUUCGUAAAAGGGCAGAAGUUUUGACAAUGACUAAGAAAUCUGAUGUAAUUUCAAAAGAAGAUGGUGAAUCAGAAAUAGUUCCAGCGAAGAAUGAAGAAUCUGAUAUAGUAAAGGAAACUGAUGAUAAACCUGAAGAGAGUAUAAGUGAAGUUGAGUACCAUAUAACAUGUAUGUCUGAGGAGCACGAGAUAUACUUCGGAAAAAUACUUUCUACAUUCAAAGGGAUUGAAAAAUGUGUGGUGGAUAUGGAAAAGAAAAGGAUUGUGGUCACCGGGGACUUUGAUCAAGAGAAACUAUUAAAAAAGCUUCAGAAAAGGAUGCGUAAGAUAAUGAAGAAAGAUGUAGAUAUUGAGAAAUAUCAUGACUGUUAA